Molecule: messenger RNA, 615 nt
Organism: Ostertagia ostertagi
Lineage: Eukaryota; Metazoa; Nematoda; Chromadorea; Rhabditida; Trichostrongylidae
Source: the annotation of a GenBank genome assembly
UUCAUUUUUCUGACUCCCAAUUAUUUCCAGGAAAGCGUUGAACGUUUGUCACGUCCCCGCAUCUCUGAAGGCGGUACUUGUCACAGGGAAUGGAAGAGGCAGUUCUCUUCCAGGAAGGAAAGGAAGUUAUGCGAAAAAGUGCUACACUCUCCCAUGGUUGGAGUUGCACGAGAUUACGGUUUGCCCGCCCCAGUGACGCCGUUCCAGCCACUCGACUCUACUCGCAUGACAAUUGCUAAUGCCGAUCGCAGUGGGACGGUCCGUCGUGGACCCACAACUAGAUUGCGACUGGACGGAACUUCCCUCUUCCCUGAGGUUCUUUUGAGAGCUCCGGUGUCAAGCACACCAAUCUUUCUCAAGCGCUUCGGUGAUUAUAAACCUCAACAGAAAGAGCCUCCAAGAGCUUCACCAGAAUCCAUUGAUGCGAGCACUAACGAGGAGCAACGGGUGAUGGAGAACGCUGCUGCAAACGCCUCCGCUGGCGAUCACACACCUCAGCCAUCCAUGAUUCCUGAUGCUGCGACUCAGCCACAGUCGGCUGGGGAUUCAAGUUAUGUCAUCCAUCGUGAUUUUGAAGGCAUUAGUCUCAUUGUGUCAAAAAGAAUCAAAAGUCGU